UCGCAAUAUGUUUGGUGCGAGAUGUUUACAGCCUUUUAACCGUCAAGUCGUAUAUAGACCAAGGCUUGGAAGGACGAUUAAGCUCACCACCAAGCAUCUACACAAGCAUCCUUCACUUCCACAUUCACUUCUCCACUACCAAUCAACGUUCUUUUACAACAAACCCACUUUUCCAACCUUCCAAUCUUCAAAAUGGUUGCAUUCAGCUCUAUGGUCCUCGGCCUCACCGCCAUUGCUGGCUCUGCCUUUGCCGCACCCACUGCCGAUGUCCCUGACUUCGAGCUCAGCCCCGUCCAGGGCAAGAGCCUCUCCGCCCGCCAGGACUACAACCAGAACUACAAGACCUCUGGCAACGUCCAGUUCAGCCCCACCAACAACGGCUACAGCGUCAACUUCUCCAACGCCGGCGACUUCGUCGUUGGAAAGGGCUGGAACAAGGGCACGACCCGCAAGAUCAACUUCCAGGGCUCCACCCAGCCCCAAGCCGGAACCGUGCUCGUCUCCGUCUACGGAUGGACCACCGGCCCCUUGAUCGAGUACUACAUCCAGGAGUACACCAACAACGGUGCUGGUUCCGCCCAGGGCACCAAGAUGGGCCAGGUCACCUGCGAUGGCUCCGUCUACGACAUCUGGAAGCACACCCAGGUCAACCAGCCUUCCAUCCAGGGCACCACCACCUUCACCCAGUACAUCUCCAACCGUGUUAACAAGAGGCCCGGCAGCGGCACUGUUACCACCAAGUGCCACUUCGACGCCUGGGCCAAGCUCGGCAUGAACCUCGGUCAGCACAACUACCAGACUCUUGCCACUGAGGGCUGGGGCAACGCUGCUGGCAAGUCCCAGUACACCAUCACCGGCUCAUAGAGUGUUG
Molecule: messenger RNA, 871 nt
Organism: Alternaria rosae
Lineage: Eukaryota; Fungi; Ascomycota; Dothideomycetes; Pleosporales; Pleosporaceae
Product: endo-1,4-beta-xylanase B precursor
Exons: 1
Coding region: 193-864 (223 amino acids)
Biological process (GO): xylan catabolic process
Molecular function (GO): hydrolase activity, hydrolyzing O-glycosyl compounds
Source: RefSeq, a predicted model, not a curated record